AUGGCGGGCUUCUGCGGCUACGGGAAGAUGGGCCUCGGGGCUCCCAGGUCCUCGGCCGUGCCGGUGUCGAAGUCCGCCUCCUGGUGCGUGACGGAGAAGGUGCACGGGGCAAACUUCUCCGUGCACGUGGACCGCGCGGGCCGCCUCCGGUGCGCGAAGCGGACCGGCUUCCUGGCGGAGCACGAGGACUUCUUCGGGCACUUCGCGGUGCUCCGCCGCCGGAGGGCGGGGCUGGUCGCGCUCGCGGAGGAGCUGAUGGCCGCCGACGCGGCGGUGGAGUCAGCGGUGCUGGUAAUCUUCGGCGAGCUCUUCGGGGGCCGUUACCCGCACGCCACCGUUGCGCCAGACGACUCCGCGCGUCCCGUGCAGACGGGCAUAUGGUACUGCCCGCACGUCGAGUUCAUCCUCUUCGACGCGGCAGUCGUGGGCGGGGGAGAGGGUGGAUUGUUCGAAUCCUACAGCCGUGUGGCAGGCUUGGCCGAGAAGCACGGCCUGCUGUACGCGAAGCCGCUGCUCGUGGGGCCGCGAGGCUUGUGCGCUAACUACGGCCCUCGAUUCGCUACCACGUUGCCAGCAGCGUUUGGGCUGCCAGUGAUCGAGGCAAAUACUGCAGAGGGCAUCGUUGUUAAGCCGUGGGAUGUGCAGACACCCAUUUGUGAGCGACCCAUAUUCAAGCUCAAAGUGAAGGAGUUCAGCGAGGGGGAUGGCUGUCCCCCCCCUGCUGGCGACCCUGCCAUGCGGGACUUCAUCUUGUCUUUCGUGAACGACAACCGCGUUGCUGCAGCAGCGAGCAAAGUGGGCAGCCCCAGCGACCGAGAUCUCUGGAAUGAAAUUGUCGAGCUAGUCAUUGCAGACAUUGUGGAUGAGAUCGGCGAGGAUGAUCAGGAGUUCUUGCGUCUGCGCGACCAGGUGCAGUGCGAGGUCAUGGACCUCCUCGCCGCAUCAGCCGCACGUUUUGCCUGA
Prorocentrum cordatum is the source of this 963-nucleotide messenger RNA. Lineage: Eukaryota; Dinophyceae; Prorocentrales; Prorocentraceae. The record is from the annotation of a GenBank genome assembly.